This is a messenger RNA of Macroventuria anomochaeta, 2074 nucleotides long. Its product is annotated as ALDH-like protein. NCBI's taxonomy places the organism in Eukaryota, Fungi, Ascomycota, Dothideomycetes, Pleosporales, Didymellaceae. The coding region runs from base 189 to 2012 and encodes 607 amino acids. Gene Ontology annotation, molecular function: aldehyde dehydrogenase (NAD+) activity. The transcript is spliced from 2 exons. The record is from RefSeq and is a predicted model, not a curated record.
UGGCAGGGGCCAAAACUUCCUCCAGUUACUGGCUCCGGAUCGGUGACGGGGCAAUCGACAGUAGAAACCAAACUUUCCCCAUGCAGCAGGUUGCGACCGUUUGUCGGAUGCGAUGGCCGAGUCGUGAGGGCGAGGCUCAGGGCAGGUGAUCACGCGUUGAUGGCGCCAAAAAAGGUUUCUAGGGUGCAAUGACCGUCCACCGUCACCGUUGGCUGCCAUUGCGCAUUAUGGAGCACCUGGACGAGUACAGUGCCUAUGUGCUCGGUGCUGUGGGUGCAGUGACACUCUACUUCUUGUAUCUGCUGCUUCGAGCAGACGCAGAGGCACAUGUACCGUACAAUGUCACGCCGCCCGAGCAAGCGCAGCCUGGCUGGAGGGGCCAGGCGCUGCAGGAGCCUACGCUGAAGGUCUCCGGCUCAUCACUUAUUCAAUGCUACGCCCCAGCAACUGGCGAAGCCCUCGGGCGCGUCAACCCGUCCACAGCAGAAGGCAUCGACCGCGCCAUCGCCAAAGCCAAAGAAGCACAACUACAAUGGGCACGCACAACUUUCGCCGAGCGCAGGAGGGUGCUCAAGACAAUGCUCAACUUCAUCCUCGAAAAUCAGGAAACAAUCGCAAGAGUGGCAUGUCUGGACUCUGGCAAGACGAUGGUGGAUGCAGCAUUGGGAGAGAUUCUAGUAACGACUGAGAAGCUGCGAUGGACCAUCAGACACGGCGAAGAGAGCUUGAAGAGCGAGCGCAGAGCGACAAACCUGCUCAUGAUGUACAAGUGGAACGAGGUCCUGUACCAGCCCCUGGGUGUCGUGGCGGCGUGCGUCUCCUGGAACUACCCCUUCCACAACCUGGUCUCGCCCAUUAUCGCCUCCAUCUUCGCUGGCAAUGCCAUCAUUGUCAAGGGCUCCGAAGCCACCGCCUGGUCCUCGUCCUACUUCGCCUCCAUCGUAACUCGCGCCCUUGAGGCAUGCGGUCACUCUCCCCAUAUCGUCCAGUCGGUCGUCUGCUGGCCCAACGUCGCCGACCACUUGACAUCUCAUCCCGACAUCAGCCACAUUACCUUCAUCGGCUCUCGACAAGUUGCACACCACGUCUGCGCCUCUGCUGCAAAGUCGUUGACACCAGUAUGCGUCGAGCUCGGCGGCAAGGACCCAGCCAUCCUGCUCGACGACCUGUCAGACAGCGACUUCAAGCGCGUAGCCAGCAUCCUCAUGCGCGGCACCUUCCAAUCUGCCGGCCAAAACUGCAUCGGCAUCGAGCGCGUCAUCGCGCUCCCCAAAGUCCACGACCGCCUCGUCUCAUAUAUCACGCCCAAGAUCCUUGCCCUCAAACCGGGCUCCAUCCUCACUGCCUCCCCAGACACGCCCGUCGACGUCGGCGCCUCUAUUUCCUCCGCCAGCUUCUCCAAUCUUGAAGCUCUGAUCGAGGACGCCGUGAAGAACGGCGCACGCCUCCUCGCAGGCGGAAAACGCUACACGCACCCGGACCACCCACAGGGCCACUACUUCACAUCCACCUUUCUCGCCAACGUAACCGCCGACAUGAAAAUCGCCCAACAAGAGCUCUUCGCCCCGGUCUUCCUGCUCAUGCGCGCCUCCUCCGUCUCCAACGCCAUUGACAUCGCAAACAGCACCAUCUACGCCCUCGGCGCCAGCGUAUACGGCUCCUCGUCCGCUGACCUCGAGCGCGUGGUGCGCGACGUGCACGCCGGCAUGGUCGCCGUAAACGACUUUGCUGUCACGUACAUGGUGCAACUGCCGUUUGGUGGUGUCAAGGGGAGCGGGUACGGGCGGUUUGCGGGUAAGGAGGGGUUGCGGAGUUUGUGUAACAUGAAGGCUGUGACGAGGGAUCGUUGGCCGGGUGUCAAGACUAGUAUUCCGCCGCCUAUGGAUAUCCCACUCGAGGGAAGCGGGGCGGGGCAGAAGGCGUGGAAUAUGGCGCAGGGCAUCGUUUGGCUGGGUUACGCUCCAGACUGGCGAGGGAAGCUGAGAGGGCUGAGGGGGAUUGUAGGUCUGUGAUCUUGGCGCGAGGUGGAGUGGUUGUUUGCAGAGUCAUAUAGAUCGGUAUACCCAACGUCGCA